UGAUGAUGAUGAUCUAGUCUUGUGUUUGUCUGACCCAACCCACUAGUGCUUCCAGAGCUCCUAUAAAAAGCCUCGUCUCUUCUGUCUCUCCCUGCCAAAAAUCUCUGGUGAAGGCCUAAUAUGAACAUCCUGCUCAUCACGUUGCUGGCGUGCCUUGUUGUGGCACUGCCCUCAGCCAGUGCUCAAAAAGUCAAAUGGUGUGUGAAGUCACAGAAUGAAAUGAAAAAAUGCCAACACCUUGAAACCAAAUCAUCAGAGCUUGAGUGUCAUCUCAAAUCUUCUGUAACUGAGUGCAUGACAAGCAUCAAGACUGGUGAUGCAGAUGCUAUAACUGUAGAUGGAGAACAUGUUUAUCUAGCUGGACUCAUAAAUUAUGACCUCCAUCCUAUCAUUGCAGAGAACAAUAAAGCUGUAUGCUCUUAUGCUGUGGCUGUGGUCAAGAGUGACACAGACUUCAGCAUCAAUGAUCUCAAAGGAAAGACUUCAUGCCACAGUUGUUAUCAAAGCCCUGGAGGCUGGAAUAUACCCAUUGGAAGACUGGUUGCACAAAAUAAGCUUCCCUGGGAUGGUCCUGAUGACAUGCCUCUUGAGAAGGCUGUGUCACAAUUCUUUUUAAGCAGUUGCAUUCCUGGAAUAUCGAAAGCCCUCUACACACAUUUGUGUCAAGCUUGCCAGGGUGACUGCAGCUGCUCACAAAAUGAAAAGUACUCUGGUGAUGAAGGAGCCCUCCAGUGCUUGAAAAGUGGUCAUGGACAAGUUGCCUUUAUGUGUCACGAUGCAGUCCCAUCGAGUGAGAGGCAGAACUAUCAGCUGUUGUGCAUGGAUGGCAGCAGGAAAAGCGUUGAGGAGUACAAGGACUGCUACCUCGCCAAAGAGCCUCACCAUGCUGUCAUCACCCGCAAGGAUGCUGAUUCACAGCAUAUUUAUAAAGUCCUUAAACAGAUUCUGGCUUCAGAUCUUUUCUCUUCUGCUGCUUUUGGGGGUAAAGACCUGAUGUUCUCAGAUGCUACAACUGAACUGAUUGAGCUCCCCAAAAGCAUGGACUCCUUCCUCUACCAGAGAGAAGAUUAUUAUGAGGCCAUGCGUGCCCUUAAAGCUGGGAACCCACCAGCUCCACGUCAAGACGGUAAAAUUGAAUGGUGUACCAUUAGCCAUGCAGAGCAACAGAAGUGUGACAAUUUACAGAUUCCUAGUAUGGAGUGCCGAAGGGCAUCAUCUGUGGAAGAGUGCAUCAAGAAAAUCAUGCGCAAGGAAGCAGAUGCCCUUGCAGUUGAUGGUGGCGAGGUGUAUAUUGCUGGAAAGUGCGGCCUAGUUCCAGUCAUGGUUGAGCAGAGUAAUCAACAAAGCUGUAAUGAUGGUGGAGAGGCCUCAAGUUACUUUGUCGUGGCCGUGGUGCGUAAGGGCUCGGGUGUAACCUGGAAUACCCUGAAAGGGAGGAAGUCCUGCCACACGGGCCUGAACCGCAAUGCUGGUUGGAAAGUCCCAGAUUCAGCCAUAUGCGGCAAAACUCCUGACUGUACCCUAUACAAUUUCUUCAGUAAAGGCUGCGCUCCUGGUGCUGAUCCUCAGUCAAACAUGUGUGAACUGUGUAAAGGCAGUGGGAAGGUGGUGGGAGAUGAAAGCAAGUGCAAAGCCUCUUCUGGAGAAAUAUAUUAUGGCUAUGAUGGGGCUUUCAGGUACUGGACCAUAUCCCACACAGUAUUAGGUAAAGGACCAGACUGGGCUAAGGAUCUGAAGUCAGAAGAUUUUGAACUGAUCUGUCCAGAAUCACCAGACACAACAGUAAAACACACUGAAUUUGGUAAAUGUAACCUUGCCAAAGUGCCAGCUCAUGCUGUGAUCACCCGGGAAGAUGCACGCAAAGAUGUGGUAAACAUUCUGAAGCAGGCUCAACUUAAUUCAGACAAGCUGUUCAAGUCAGAGGGUGAAAGAAACCUCCUUUUCUCUGAUACCACUAAAUGCCUUCAAGAGACUACUCAAACUUUAAAGGAAUUCCUGACAAAAAACUACAUUGACAUGAUUGAAAGGACCUACGAGACUGGCCAGGGUGAACCAGAUCUGGUCAAGGCAUGCAAAAUGUGAAAAUUUGUUGGUGUUAGUCGAGUUCCUAAAAGAAAUACACACCAAAUUCAGGCCAUAUGAGCUUUGUCUGGCAUGUUUCCCCCAAAUAAGAAUCUACGUUUCUGAAUCACUCUAUUUCUCCUGAUAAGUUACCAGCAUGAGGAAAACAUGGUGUUCAUGUUAUGCAACAUAUCUUAAUAUCAAAUCCAAAUCUUAUGAUGAUCAAACUGUUCACACUCAGGAACAGUGACAAUGUGAUCAAGUUUCUGUUUUAUUACCACAGGGGUUGAAAUAAAAAAACAGUUUUCUUCUCAAAA
Molecule: messenger RNA, 2378 nt
Organism: Cyprinus carpio (common carp)
Lineage: Eukaryota; Metazoa; Chordata; Actinopteri; Cypriniformes; Cyprinidae
Gene: tfa
Product: transferrin-a
Exons: 16
Coding region: 121-2082 (653 amino acids)
Biological process (GO): antibacterial humoral response; iron ion transport
Cellular component (GO): extracellular region; early endosome; plasma membrane
Source: RefSeq, a predicted model, not a curated record